Messenger RNA from Medioppia subpectinata, 336 nucleotides. The record is from the annotation of a GenBank genome assembly. Lineage: Eukaryota; Metazoa; Arthropoda; Arachnida; Sarcoptiformes; Oppiidae.
AUGAGCCUUUUAUACCAAAAUCAAGUCCUUUACACAGCAUUUGGUUUCCAUAACUCGCGGCCCGUUUUUAUCGGAAUAUUCAUUAUAUUUCAGUACAUAUUCUCUCCGUAUAACGAAAUUCUAUCAUUUCUGAUGACAUGUUUGGGCCGUCGGUUUGAGUUCGCGGCCGACGCCUUCGCCAAACACAUGAACAGAACCGCAGACCUGAGGAGUGCUCUCAUUAAGCUGAACAAAGACAACCUCGGAUUCCCGCUCUACGAUUGGUUGUACUCGAGUUGGUAUCACUCGCAUCCACCACUUCUUGAGCGCAUCCGAGCUCUCGGAAAGAUUGACUGA